Molecule: messenger RNA, 417 nt
Organism: Knipowitschia caucasica
Lineage: Eukaryota; Metazoa; Chordata; Actinopteri; Gobiiformes; Gobiidae
Source: the annotation of a GenBank genome assembly
AUGCGCCGAACAAGAAAGGAUACAGCAGCUAAACAAGCCAUCGCGUCCGAGAUGACCCAGGAACUUGGCGUGGAUAACACAGCCCUCGCAAAGACUAUCGAGGAGAUCAUGUCCAAGUAUUUUGAAGAAGCGGACGAGAAAUCGGAAGCUCGAAGUAACAGACUCGUAAAACGGCUCGACAACAUGCAUGCCACCCUUUCUCGACACACGGAAGACAUUAAGGCUCUGCGCUCAGAUACCACGCAACUGCAAGAGCGUGCGUCUGGAACCGAGAUGCAGUUACAAUCCCUCUCCGAAAAAAUUGUGGAGAUGGAGGAUCCAACCAUAAAGCUAUCCCGGGACCACGACAGCUACACGUUCAGCGAGCCAGGUGAGGCCGAAAAGUUUGUGGCUGCUUACAAAGCUGAGAACGGGUGA